Mytilus trossulus (common blue mussel) is the source of this 2164-nucleotide messenger RNA. RefSeq names its product tetratricopeptide repeat protein 27-like. Lineage: Eukaryota; Metazoa; Mollusca; Bivalvia; Mytilida; Mytilidae. The transcript is spliced from 22 exons. Gene Ontology annotation, molecular function: protein binding. Bases 174 to 2129 code for a protein of 651 amino acids. The record is from RefSeq and is a predicted model, not a curated record.
AAGAGAAACGAAAGGACCAUAUAUUUAGGACAAGUAUAGAGACAGAUUUAUAUGUGGAUGGUGAAGAAAUUUACAGUAGAUGUAUAGGAAUAGAAUAUCUAUAUAUAGCCAGAAUAAUAUUGCUUGAACAUAGGGAGUGUAUCAAAUCUUUAAAGACUUGGUCCUGGUGGUUAAUGAGAUGUUUAGCCAUACACCAGUUUAUACUUGAUGAUAAAUCUCCUUCAAUCAAAGCAACAUGUAUACAGUUAAUGGAUGAAUUAUCAAAAACAGAACCCCUCCUCACAGAUGACUCCAACAGAGAUCUGAUUAUUCAGUUUAAUUUAGAAGCUGGGUAUUUGUGUCAUACAUUUUAUGAGUAUAAGAGGGCCAAAGAACAUUUUAAAACAGCUAUCAAAGUAGCAGGAUUAACAUUAGAAUUAACAGGUUUAAUGGGAAAGAGAACACGCUUCCAACAGGACAGUAAGUCACAGCUAGUAUUGAGGGUCAUCAGGGAAACAGAUGUUAUUAAUGAUACUGAGGGUCCUUCUAGUCUACCUAAGAUUUUACCCUUAGAUGAUGAAACAGUAAUGGAUGCUAUAACUUUUGAUGAGGGAGAUCUAUCAUAUGUUAAGUUGUCCCCUGUAGAACAGUCGUUGGUCAUUGGAAUGAUGGAGGAUCAUAGAAGAAGUCAAGCUCAUAUGGAACAAAUUACAGAGGAAGAAGUCAUGGCUUAUAUUAAUUAUGUACUAUCACAAGUAAAGUGUUGGUCAGUAUGUAUUAGUGCUUUGUAUCGUAGAUGUUUACUUCAGAGAGGCAGAAGGAGAACAGUAGAGAGAUCCAUGAUGCAACUUGAGGAACUUGUUAACCAGACUAAAAAACAAGACCCACCUGCAGGUGAAAGGUUACAGCUGUUCUAUAGUGCAGGUAUUCCACCAGUCUGGAUAGUACAGAAAAAUUUAGCUGACUUGUUACUGGAUCUUGGUGCUACUGGUGCAGCAUUAGACUUGUUUGAACGUUUGGAAUUAUGGGAAGAUGCAAUAAAAUGUUAUCAAAGACUUGGAAAGAUGGAAAAGGCAGAAACAGUGAUAAGAGAACAACUUCAAAUCAAAGAGACUCCAAAUAUGUGGUGUUUCCUUGGGGAUGUUACCAGAGAUAAAAGUUUUUACGAGAAAGCUUGGGAAAUGUCAAAACAUCAUAAUGCUAGAUCACAGAGAUGUCUUGGUUAUAUUUACUUUGCUGAAGAAAAUUUUCAAAAGGCUCUGGAGUGUUUUGAAAAGUCCUUGAAAGUAAAUUCUCUUCAGACUCCUGUAUGGUUUACGUAUGGUUGUUGUGCGACAGCUUCACAAAAUAAUAAGUUAGCUGCUAAAGCGUUCAAACGUUGUGUUAUGAUAGACACAGAUAAUUAUGAAGCUUGGAAUAACUUAGCAUCAGCAUACAUAAAACUGAAAGAAAAGAGUAAAGCAUGUGCAGCUCUUAAAGAAUCGUUGAAAUGCAAUUAUGAAGAUUGGAGGAUCUGGGAAAAUUAUCUGUUGGUUUGUACUGACUGUGGUGAAUUUGGUGAAGCUAUUCAUUCCUAUCACAGACUGAUGGACAUUAAAGACAAAUGGUCAGACCCAGAGGUUCUGGGAGUGUUAGUGCGAGUUGUUGUAGAAGACAUAUCAGAUUGUAAUGGUAAACCAGGAACCAGUUUUAAACAGAAAUUACAAGAAUUGUUUGGCAGAAUCACAUCCAAGGUAACAAAUAACUCAAAGAUCUGGAAGCAUUAUGGUCAGUUAACUAAUCAUGGAACAGACAACAGUCCUGAAACACAACAAAAAGUGUUACAGUAUCUUCAGAAAUCGCACAGGUGUGUAGUACAGGAUGUUAAUUGGCAGGUAGAUUUGGACAGGUGUAAAGAGGUAGCCACACAGUCUACAGAGUUAGCAGAUAUGUAUACAAAGUGUAGUGAAAAAGCUUCAACCAGCAUGCAAGGUGUACAGAUGUUGUCGUCUGCUAAACUCAUGUUAAAAGGAGUGGUAACAAAAAUUAAGCAACAACAUACAGAUCCAAUGACAGAAGAACUUAAGCCUGAGGUUAAAGAUGUUUGUGAUUCCCUUGAUCAGACUUUGACUGAAAUUAUAGACAAAAUAACUCAUCUCAAGGGUAGCUGAUAGAUACAUUGAAAUAAAAUAUAUAAAAUAUAUAA